ACGAUGGGUGCGGAGGACGGAGACACUGAGCCGCUCGCACCCGGGGCCCGGCUGCGCGGAGACCAGGGCGGCUGCCCGCAGGAGGCCCGCAAGCAGUGGCCUCUGCUGAGCUGGACGGGCUGCUCACAAGGCACCAGGGCCUGCCCCUCCCCCAGGCUGGCACCCACAGGGGCACUACAUGGUCCCAGGAAACAGCACCCAUCCACACACUACCAACCCCUCACUCCUGGGACAGGUCCCGUCCUGGCGGUGCCGGCUGCUGAGCAAGGGAAGAAGUUCUUCUACUGUGAGCCCCAUAAGCGGAUCAAGGAGGUGCUGGAGGAAGAGCUGUAUAUGAAGAGAGAUGAGUGUCACAUCAGAAGCCCACCUGCAGCGGUGCUGGAAGGGAUCUGGAGCAUCCAGAGGAACCUCCCCAUGGGGAGCCUGAAGCAGGGCCUGCCCAGCAGGAACAGCUCACUGCCACACGCCAAGUACUACUCGAGGCACGGAGGGCUGAGACGAUAAGAUGCAUCAGCUUUCCACUAAGAAGAAACCUCCCUGUUGGAGUCUAAAGAAGAAAAAAAAAAAAAACAGAAGAAACCCAUCUGAGUCACAUUGUUCUGUGGUUCAUACCACUGCUUUUAAAUCCUAUCUCUAAAUUAAUUCAUGAAAACUACUAGUAAGGUGUGCUAAGCACCUUUAAACAAUGAAGGAAAACACUACAUUUAUUUUUAAAUAAAUUUAUUGUCACAUUUGGUCUA
This is a messenger RNA of Erinaceus europaeus (western European hedgehog), 740 nucleotides long. RefSeq names its product chromosome 20 C11orf97 homolog (gene C20H11orf97). Bases 4 to 504 code for a protein of 166 amino acids. The transcript has 6 exons. Gene Ontology annotation, cellular component: ciliary base. Lineage: Eukaryota; Metazoa; Chordata; Mammalia; Eulipotyphla; Erinaceidae. The record is from RefSeq and is a predicted model, not a curated record.